Dromaius novaehollandiae (emu) is the source of this 2283-nucleotide messenger RNA. RefSeq names its product platelet glycoprotein VI-like. The record is from RefSeq and is a predicted model, not a curated record. NCBI's taxonomy places the organism in Eukaryota, Metazoa, Chordata, Aves, Casuariiformes, Dromaiidae. Bases 957 to 2225 code for a protein of 422 amino acids. The transcript is spliced from 10 exons.
CGGCGCGGGUAUAAAAGGCGGCGGCGGGGGGUGCUACGGGUAGUGCGAUGGGAGCGGGCGAAGCUGUGGUGGUGGCAGCGGGAAGAAGCCGCCGGACAGGCGAGGCGGCGCCGCGCUGAGUGGGUAGACCUGCUGCCGCUGCGCGCGGGGCUCGAAGAGGGAACCGCGCUGGCGAAACGCGGCCGCGACGGCGCCGCAGGAGGCCGGCGCCGCGGGUGACGCCGUGGGUGACGCGACGCCCCCCCGGGAACCGCGGGUGACGCUGCCUCGUGGACCCCACGCGGGUGACGCUGUGGGUGAUGAUGACGAUGACGAUGACGAUGACGACGACCACGUGUGCUGCCCCGCGAGCGUCGCCUCCUCGGAGCACGUGAGAGCCCCACGCGUGACACCGCUCAGCGUCCGCCGGUGGUGCCCUGUUGGGGACCGUGUGAGAUGUCCCCAUGGAGGACCAUCUGUGCCACCACGUGUGACACCCCACGGGGGACCAUCUGAUCCAUCCCAUGUGUGACACCCCAUGGGGACCCUCUGUGAUGUCCCCGCGGGGACCAUCUGUGCCAUCCUACGUGUGACACCCCACGGGGACCAGCUGUGCCACCACACGUGUGACACCCCACAUGUGACAGCCCAUGGAGGACCAUCUGUGCCACCACGUGUGUGACAGCCCACAUGUGACACCCCACGGGGACCAGCUGUGCCACCACACAUGACAACCCACGGAAGACCAUCUGUGCCACCCCACGUGUGACACCCCACAUGUGACAGCCCACAUGUGACACCCCAUGGGGACCACCUGUGACACCCCACGUGUGACACCCCACGGGGACUAUCUGUGCCAUCCCAUGGGUGACAUCCCACACGUGACCCACGGCUGUGACCCGCGUGGAGCAUCCUGCAUGCGUCACCCCGUUGGAUGCCACACGUGAUGGCCCAAACCACACGGGGGGGGGGAUGGCAUGUGGCCCCCCCAUGUGUGCCGGCCUCUGGGGACAGCGUGUGACACCCCCGGUGUGCUGCCCUCCGCCUGCCACCCCUUGGGGACGGCUCGUGGCUCUCCACGUGUGACACCCCGCGGGGGGGGCUGUGGGUCACCCCCCACCGCGUGCCACCCCCUCGGGGACGGUCGCUGCCUCCCCAGGGUGACGUCGCCUCUUCCUGACCCCAAGGGGAACCGAAAGUGCCACCGCGGCCACUUCCCUUCCAGCUCCUCCGGCCGCUGUGGGGGACACUCGGCCCCCCCGGUGCCGCCGGACCCGGCACCUCCUGCCCCACGGCCCCCAUGGCGGCCGCCCGCGUCCUGCUGGGCCUCGGCUGGUGGCUGGCGGUGCCGAGCGGGAUGCAGGAACGAGGGCGACGCGACCCACCGCUGGUACCAGGACGCGGUGGAGGACGUGGUCGAGCUCCCGGUGACGGCGUUGACGUGGGCCCACGCCGGGCGGUACCGGUGCCGCUACGAGAACCCAAAAAUCUCCUGGGCCUCGGAGCCGAGCGACGCCGUGGAGCUGGUGGUGCUGGAUCCCCAGUUCUCCCCCCCCGCGAUGUCCCUGAGGCCCGAGGGACCCGUGAGGACGGGCACCAACGUCACCAUCCGCUGCCAGUCCGGGGACGGGGCCACCUUCGUGCUGCACAAGGCCGGGCGCUCGGCCCCCCUCCGGCGCGGGGGGGACGACGGGCGGGGCAGGGCCACCUUCGUCCUCCCCGCGGUGACGCCGGCCGACGCCGGCACCUACGGGUGCUCCUACCGCCCGUGGGGGCACCCCUUCGUCUCCUCCCACCCCCGCGCCCGGGUGACGCUGGAGGUGGCACCCGGGGGGCUCGGCGCCACCCCCCGCCCGCUCCCCACCGCCUCAGCACCCCCAGGCGCCGAGGCGGAGCCCGGCUGGCGCUUGGCCGUGGUGGGGGGCUGCGCGGCCGCCCUCGUCCUCGUCCUCGUCCUCGUCCUCGUCCUCGUCUUCCUCGCCGCUGCCCGGUGCCGCGGGAGGCUGCGCGGAAAAGGUCCCACCGUGGCACCCAGCAGGGACCCCCCAGAGCUGCUCUACCAGGACAUGGCGGAUGCCCCCCCCCAAGACCUCAGGCCGCUGCAGCCCCUGCCCUGGGAGGACGCCGAGGGCCUGACGUACGCGGAGCUGCGCCCCCCCGCGCCGGGCGCCCCCCGGGACCCCCCCGGCGCCCCCCCCGCAGCGGCGGUCGUCUACGCCGAGGUGGGUGGCCGGGGGCCCCGCUGACGCCCCCCAGGACCCCCGGCUGCCCCCCAAGUGUCAAUAAAGGCCCAGCCCCACGCUG